AUGAGCUGCCACGUAUGUAAUCGUGGGCCAAACACCCGACUCCAGCUUCUCUGCCCGACAUGUUCCCGUAAUCACCUCUAUCCUCUUCGGUUCGACCAUGCCAAGGUCCUAUUGGAAAAGGAGGCCCUUGGAAAAGAAAUCGAAGCUGCUGUUGCGGUUAAAGAUACAGGUAAUAUUGGAUUUGCGGAGAAUGAACAACCAGAUGGUUCCGAAUCCCAACAACACUCGUCUCUUUGGGUCCUCCAGGCAGCCAAGAGUCGCUCUUCGCAGUCGGCUGCGAGGACGUCGACGAUUCUCAACCGUAUCAGAGCACUGAGGGAGGAAAUAAGGGAAGGUAAAGAAAAAAUUGCACACCGCAAGGCACUCCUCAAACUACGGCGGUCCGAUGUGGGAUCCGCAACUUAUCAAGUCGAUAAUCGACGAGCAUCGAUGCUUUCUACUGUGCAAAAUAAUAUCAAGAAAACAGAACAUCUGUGGAACAGCCUGCAUGAUAAAACAGCACAGUCUAGGGUUUUUCUUUGUCGUGAAGUUGCCAACCUCUAUCGCUUGCGCCAGAGAUCCAGACGCAAGAAUGGUGAGCUUGUGACUGUCUACACUAUUGGAGGUGUCAAUAUUUUCGACCUCAGAGAUCUAAAUGGCGCAAAUCAUACACAUAUUACCACUUCCCUUACCUACAUCUCCCAUCUUCUAUGCCUUGUUUCGCAUUACCUCUCCCUGCGGUUACCUGCAGAGAUAACCCUACCUCAUCGGAAUUACCCUCUACCUACCAUAUUUUCACCGUCAUCCUCGUAUUCGUCCAGAAAGGCAACAUUUCCCGGCACAUCGCCUUACCAGUCAACCUCGACAAGUCCGACAGCUUCUCGAACCGCCGAUGUCAGGCCACUUCCACGUCCACGACCACUUUUUAUCAACAAAUCUUUGCCAAAGCUUGCACAAGAAGAUCCCGCUACAUAUGGGUUAUUUAUCGAGGGUGUUGCUCUGCUAGCCUGGGAUAUAUCAUGGGUGUGUCGUACUCAAGGCUUAGACAUUGGUUUCGAUUCUUGGGAGAAUAUCUGCGACGUGGGUCACAAUUUAUGGAUGCUACUCGUUGCACAGCCUUCCCAGAUGUCAGCCAUUACGAGAGUGCUGUCAACCCGAGACAACCAAGCAAAACUCCAAGACACUAAUAAAGAUGCUCCUAAAAACAACCUCCAGCGAACCAGAUCAUCCCCGAUGUUUGGCCACUAUUCUCACGGAACAGCGCACUCGUUCCUUGGAAGUGCGGAAGGGACAGAGUUUAUGAAAAAAUGGAAACUGCUUUCAUCAACCAAGCUUGCCGAUAAACUAAAAUCCACUCUUUUAGGGGAAAUGGCGAGUGCGGAGUGGGAGUUGCUCGACCGAACAGAAUGGGAGGAUGAAGAGUCUCAAAAACAGGUUCGCAAGGAAGAAGAAGAACCUGUUACUGUGACUUCAAAAUUCUACUCAAGUGCUUCGGACGUGAGCUUCAUCACUGCCAAAUCUCUUUAUGACGAUAGUCACGCAGAUGAGGAAACGGUCGACAAUCACCGGCCAAAGGGGACUCGUGGGUGGACCAAGUUGAAAAAUCGAUGA
Messenger RNA from Paracoccidioides brasiliensis Pb18, 1590 nucleotides. RefSeq lists its product as uncharacterized. The transcript has 2 exons. Gene Ontology annotation, molecular function: SNARE binding. Gene Ontology annotation, biological process: SNARE complex assembly. The coding region runs from base 1 to 1590 and encodes 529 amino acids. The record is from RefSeq and is a predicted model, not a curated record. Gene Ontology annotation, cellular component: lytic vacuole; endosome.